Molecule: messenger RNA, 2027 nt
Organism: Anopheles stephensi (Asian malaria mosquito)
Lineage: Eukaryota; Metazoa; Arthropoda; Insecta; Diptera; Culicidae
Product: dual specificity protein phosphatase 18
Exons: 3
Coding region: 401-1204 (267 amino acids)
Biological process (GO): protein dephosphorylation
Cellular component (GO): cytoplasm
Molecular function (GO): protein tyrosine/serine/threonine phosphatase activity
Source: RefSeq, a predicted model, not a curated record
GUCAUCCAAGCUUGGCGGUGGCAAGCAGACGACUCAGACUGCGGCAUUCGGCUUCAGCAUAGCUAGGUUUAGUGUUUUUCCACCCUCUGACCAAUUCGUACGCAACAGUAGCAGCAGCAGCAGCACUUGCUUGAGAUUUUCUUGUCGAGACGAACGCAUUUUCCUACAUUCUUUUAAGGGAUCCGACUGAUGGUUGAUGGUACGUCGGUGUGAAAGGGAAUCGUGUGGUGUUUUUUAACCACGAUUAAUAGCUGCUUUCGAGACGAUUAGAGAAUCGAAAUUGCUCAAGCUCGUUCAAGCGUCACCAGUGUGAAAAGACAUUAGAUACAAUAAAAGGAGCGUGUGUUUGUGUGUGGUGAAGAGGUUUAGUAGUGCAAACAACAGCUUACCAGUGGACACCAUGAAAGAGAUAAACAUAAACAGUGUGAAUCAUUCCGAGUUGCUAAGCGGCUGUCUGCAGCCUCCGGUACCGGCGACCGUUACCAAGGCGAUGGAGGCGGACGGCGUAACGGGUGGUGCCGUGCUGGAACGGAAGGGCGGCAAUCAAAUUCAGGCCCUUCUGGAGCGCAAUGAAAAUCCCGAGCCCGAGGUACUGGCUGGCGCCACCCUUCACCGUCCAAUGCGAACGUUCUCACCGAUCAGUGGCGUUUCGAAGCUGCUUAAGAACCUUUACCUGUGCGGCGGAAGUGCUGCCUCGGUAGCCAUGAUGCAACAGCUCGGCGUAACCUUUGUGAUUAAUGCAACCACCGUGACCGAGCUCACCGAUACACCGCUUCCGGCGGAGGAUACACGUUAUCUAAGAAUUCCGGUAAAGGAUAACCGUGAGGCGAAUCUGGAGCGCUACUUCCACGAGGUGGCGGACAUGAUCGAAGAGGAGUCCAAGGCCGGUGGCGUUGUGCUGGUACACUGUGUUGCCGGUAUCAGCCGUUCGGCAUCGCUCUGUUUGGCCUACCUGAUGAAAUACCAUCGGAUGAGCCUGAAGGAUGCGUACAAUCACAUAAAGGACAAACGGCCCCAAAUCCGACCCAACGUAUCGUUCGUCAAGCAACUGAUGGAGUUUGAGCAGAAGCUGUACGGCACCCGGACCGUAUCGAUGGUGUACUGUCACGCACUCGAUCAAGAGCUGCCCGACAUUUACGAGCCCGAGUUCCGUACGAUGGAAAUGUUGUACCAGAAGUUUCGGCGAAACAUUGCACGGCGCUAGAGGAGAGCGGCUUGCAGUGCCCUCACAUACUUGAAAUUAUUCCACUUAUUCCCUUUUUAAUCGCUAGAAUAUGCGCGUAAGAUGAGGUGAUCGUCUUCGCUACCAAAAUACUUCGCACCGAAACCGAAGACUUAACCGUAGCGUCGAGGUAGCGUUAAGACAUUUAAGGGGGCCAAGGCUGGCUGCGAAGCUGACCGGGUCAAUAUCUACUGAUUUAUGAUAGUAUUCUCCGUUUUUACAACUCGAUACAAUUCGCUCCCAAGAGCACCACCGAAGCAGGGUGGUUCUGUGACUAGGGGUGACCCGCAUGCAUGCACAUUGUAUGUACUAAACUAUUAAUCUUUUAACUACCUACUCUCUAACAGAAGCGACAGAAGACAGAGCAGUGUGAACAGGGAUGAUGAGCGUAGCGUUCGCUUAUUUGAUGUAGAAUGGAAAUUUCAAAAUUCAAUGCACAAUUCUUCUUCGGCAAAUACGUUGGUUCGAAAUUAUAGCAAUGCUGCUAGAAAGCACACUACGUACACGCACGUACAGGUUAUGGCAUCCAUUUUCCUUGAAGACAGGUCCCACUGAUUCGAAACCACGUUAAAAAUUGCUGUGAUUGGAACAAAUGAUAAAUGUUAGGCAGAAAGCAAAAGGAUUUCGUUUCUGGAUGUUAACUUUCUCGCUCUCUGCCGAAGCGUUUUCCGUCUGUGGAACUGAUCGGUUGAGGUUAGACGGUGUUUUUUACGCUCUUAAAAAAACUGUAGGUUGUAAGCAUUAAACUCAUUUACAAUGAUGUUGUACUACACACUCGCAAAUAAAUAUUAUGAAGUACUAUAAA